Argiope bruennichi is the source of this 747-nucleotide messenger RNA. RefSeq lists its product as uncharacterized. Lineage: Eukaryota; Metazoa; Arthropoda; Arachnida; Araneae; Araneidae. The transcript has a single exon. Bases 1 to 747 code for a protein of 248 amino acids. The record is from RefSeq and is a predicted model, not a curated record.
AUGCCGAUGAAAGAAGGUUUGCUGGGUGAUUCUAAAGCCUUAGCCAAUGUUAGACUUAACCAAACAGUUAAGCGAUUGCAUAAGAAUCCCAUGAUGCAAAAUUUAUAUAAGGAAUUUAUUGCAGAAUACGAAAGUUUGGGUCAUAUGGAAAAAGUAAAUAAUGGCCUUUGUGAAGGAUCCUAUUAUUUGCCGCAUCAUGGAGUUUAUAAACCUGAAAACUCAACCACAAAAUUAAGGGUUGUAUUUAAUUCCAGUGCCCCUAGUACAUCGGGACAAAGUUUAAAUGAUUUGCUUCUUGCCGGUGCAGUGAAAGAAAAUAUUUUUGAAAUAAUGACUAGAUUUCGGACUUAUAAAUACGCAUUUACGGCAGAUAUUAAGAAGAUGUACCGUCAAAUAUUAAUUGAUGAAUCACAAAGAAGUCUGCUAAAAAUAUUAUGGAAGGAUAAUAUGAAUGAAUCUCCAACUACUUAUCGUCUUAACACUGUCGCUUACGGCACAAAAUCGGCUCCAUUCUUGGCCAUUCGUUGUUUGAAGCAACUCGCUUUGGAUGAAGCGAAAAAAUUUCCGUUAGCUUCGCAAAUUACACUAACAGAUGUGUAUAUGGACGAUUUCGACUCGGGUGCUGCUACUUUAGAAGCAGCCCAGGAAUUACAAAGGCAGUUGAUACAAAUGCUGCAAACUUGUGGCAUGGAGCUUCAUAAAUGGACUUCAAAUUCAUCUGAACUCCUAAAUAAUAGCUCUGAUUAA